Messenger RNA from Chlorella variabilis, 561 nucleotides. RefSeq lists its product as hypothetical. The transcript has 4 exons. Lineage: Eukaryota; Viridiplantae; Chlorophyta; Trebouxiophyceae; Chlorellales; Chlorellaceae. Gene Ontology annotation, molecular function: ribonuclease inhibitor activity. Gene Ontology annotation, biological process: regulation of RNA metabolic process. The coding region runs from base 1 to 561 and encodes 186 amino acids. The record is from RefSeq and is a predicted model, not a curated record.
AUGUUUGGGAGCAGCCCUACCCCAUCCUUUGUCGACUCGGUGCAGCUGGGCCCAUCGCCGCCCACAACCGAGCUGUGCGACCAGCACAUGGGCCCGGUGGACUGUGUGGACGAUGCCGGCAUCACGAUAAUGGAGCCAGGGCUGCUCAGGGACUUUGGCGGGCGGAUCAGGUUCCACGGGCAGGCCAUGACGGUCAAGUGCUACGAGAGCAACGUGCUGAUCAGUCAGCUGCUGGACUCGCCAGGGCACGGCCGCGUGCUGGUGGUGGACGGCGGCGGCAGCCGGCGGUGUGCGCUGCUGGGCGACCGGCUGGCGGGCCUGGCAGCCAAGAAUGGGUGGGCCGGCGUCAUCGUCCACGGCUGCGUGCGGGACACCGCUGCACUGGGGGAGAUAGAGGUGGGGAUCAAGGCGCUGGCGCCCUGCCCCCUCAAGUCCAGCAAGCGCGACCCCGGCCUCAAAGCGGUUCGCGUGGUGAUUGGCGGGGCGCUGGUGCGGCCAGGCGACUGGGUGUAUGCUGACGAGGACGGCGUGCUGGUCAGCAGGGAGGCGCUGCCGUACUGA